AUGAGAUAUUUAGUCCAUGCGAAUAACUAUCAACUGACCACCAGCUUCGACAGAAAGAUGCUUACUAAACGAAAUUUAACAGAUCUCAUUGGGGGGGAGCUAAUUUUAGCAAUUUAUGCUGUGAAACUAACAACCCUAGGUUUAGGAUUAGUAUGCAAGGACGAAGAAGAUCCUCAAAAUGCUAUAAAAUACUCGAUAGACGAUCUUGAAUUUUAG
Molecule: messenger RNA, 216 nt
Organism: Mitosporidium daphniae
Lineage: Eukaryota; Fungi; Microsporidia
Exons: 3
Coding region: 1-216 (71 amino acids)
Source: RefSeq, a predicted model, not a curated record